AGUGACUGAGUAAAAUUAAAAGUCGUCUCCUUGAGUUCUCAUGGACAAACAAGGUCGGAAAUCCUUGAUCGGUGCAGAUAUGGCGCAACAACUCAAUACAGAUGAUGGUAAUAACCAAGAAAAUGUCUACCAUGCACACUCUUCUUUCAACGAGUCAGCAAAGCUUACUACCGAAGAAAUACUUAGUUCUGAUGAUUCUUUUACUGAUUAUCCUUCGCCAACUAUAAACGGAGAUCUACAGAAGGUGUGUUGUGGUGGUGCUGGCCUGAAUAGUCACGGUCCCGACAAGAAAUACGUUCUUGACUGGGGUUGUAAGCUGCUGGUUUGGUGUUGGCGAUGUUUCUUGGCAGUUUUUGUGCGUUUGUUACACGCAUGUCCUCACCACCCCAGGGACAUUUUUAAACUUCAGGCCGGUACAUGUAAUCCCGAUGAUUUCUCCUAUCCCUUCGAUCAUAUGCCCUUGGAAAAGUGUGGUGAUGAUAUUGGCUGGGGAGAUGGUGGAUAUUGGGAAGAAGGAAAUCUUUCUGGCGAUUGUAGGACCAGCGGGAAUCAGAUUUACCGUCCAGAACUUCAGAUAGGAGUAUCUCCUCCCAACGUCCAAACCCACCAGCAAGAAAUAUAUCAGAAAGACUUCCAAAAUCUACCAGCCCUAAGCAAGUUGACCCAGGCACUCGCUCUGAGCCUGAGAGAAAAGGUUGCUUUCCGAAUCGGUGGGGUAAAAAGAAAGAUCUACGAAUGGAGUAAGCAGGUCGAGCACAUAUAGGCUGCACAAUCUUGGAAUCUGCCAGACAGAAUAAAUCUAAAAUAAAGCUAAAUGCAUGUUUCGU
Messenger RNA from Papaver somniferum (opium poppy), 827 nucleotides. RefSeq lists its product as uncharacterized. Lineage: Eukaryota; Viridiplantae; Streptophyta; Magnoliopsida; Ranunculales; Papaveraceae. The record is from RefSeq and is a predicted model, not a curated record. Bases 41 to 763 code for a protein of 240 amino acids. The transcript has 6 exons.